This is a messenger RNA of Anas platyrhynchos (mallard), 2119 nucleotides long. RefSeq names its product nipsnap homolog 2 (gene NIPSNAP2). The record is from RefSeq and is a predicted model, not a curated record. Lineage: Eukaryota; Metazoa; Chordata; Aves; Anseriformes; Anatidae. Gene Ontology annotation, cellular component: mitochondrion.
CAAUUCCGCGGAGCCCCCCUAAACCCCCCCCCUUCGCCGCCGCCACCCCCCUGAGGCGGCCCGAGCAAGAUGGCGGCGCGAGUGCUGCUGCGGCGGAGCCUGGCGGGAGCCAACUCCCGGCCUCGCCUCUCGGCCGGCGGCGGCUUGGCCCUCAGGGGACUGGUAUCUUCAGCUAGCAGACCUCGUGAAGACAGCUGGUUAAAAACGCUAUUUGUUCGCAAAGUCGACCCGAGGAAGGAUGCUCACUCCAACCUUCUAGCCAAAAGGGAGACCAGCAGUCUGUAUAAACUACAGAUUCACAAUGUAAAACCAGAAUGUCUAGACGCCUACAACAAGCUUUGUCAAGAGGUGCUGCCAAAGAUUCAUGAAGAAAAACACUACCCAUGUGCACUGGUGGGGACUUGGAACACGUGGUACGGAGAGCAAGAUCAGGCUGUUCACCUGUGGAGGUAUGAAGGAGGCUAUCCAGCUCUCAAUGAGGUCAUGAGUAAACUCCGUCAAAAUAAGGAAUUCACGGAGUUUCGCAAAGAAAGAGGUAACAUGCUUCUCUCUCGCAAGAACCAGCUAUUGUUGGAGUUUAGUUUCUGGAAUGAACCUGUUCCCAGAGAGGGGCCUAAUAUUUAUGAACUGAGAUCCUAUCAACUUAGACCCGGAACAAUGAUUGAGUGGGGAAAUUACUGGGCUCGUGCAAUUCGUUUCCGACAGGAUAAUAAUGAAGCAGUUGGAGGAUUUUUCUCACAAAUUGGACAGCUGUAUAUGGUUCAUCACCUUUGGGCCUACAAAGAUCUGCAAACGAGAGAAGAUAUAAGGAAUGCUGCAUGGCAUAAACCUGGCUGGGAUGAACUAGUCUAUUACACAGUGCCCCUUAUUCAGGAAAUGGAGUCCAGAAUCAUGAUACCGUUGAAGAUUUCUCCACUUCAGUAAAGUCAUUGAUUUACUUGUGCCUACAUAGAUGAAGUGACAAGUAUUUGUCUUAAUUAAUUUAUGGUAUACAUUGUAUAUCAUAGUCAGAAAUAUAAAAGUACUGUAUUGAGCUUAUAAAAGAGACCUCUUUUCUUCAGAUUCUAAUGACAUUUUGCUCUUAGGAUUGUAACAGGAAAAAAAGAAAUACAGGACUGUCAUUAAAGGGUUGGUUAACUGUAAGAAAGUCCAAAGAUACAUACAGGUUCCUCUGCGAGACAGUUCCUGAGGUUAAAUAUGGCAUACAGUAUUUAAUAUGUCCUGCUGGAUAGAAAAUGCCCAGUGUUCAGUACCAGCAACAAAAGGGAGCAACAGUUGCUGUGGCCUUUGUGUAGCAAUAAAAUGACUACAGGUUGAAAAAACACAUGGGGGAGUUCUGAAGACAGGAGCUCUGAAACCCUUAGGCAGUUGUGAUGUCUCUGUAACUCCAAAGUACACCUAGCUGUUCUAGCAGGACUGAAAUCAGUAAGUAGCUCUAAAUUUAUAAAUAGGCAGUUAUUAAUUGAGGAUAAUAUUACCUGUCACGUGAUAGAUUAUGGACAGAGAACAGGGCAUUCUGUUUUGCAAGGACAGCGAAGCCUGUUGAAACUAACUACACAUUUCUCUAAAUACCCACACCUGGAAUUAAUUUUGUGAAAUUAUUUACAGCCAUUUUUUUUAGCGUGAACCACAGUUUUCAAAGAGAUACUGACAAGACAUUGUUGUCUGAACAUUUUGCAGGGAAACAAGUUGAGUUAAGUACAUUUUUGUCUACAAACAACUUGGAAGUCUAGGAAAAGGGGUUUUAUUUAAUAAGCAAUCAUGACUUCAGACAUAUGCUUGGUCAGGUGUUUCACUAACUGUACAGUAGGUACUUAAUGUGUGAAACUGGCGCAUGUUGAGUCAAUAGGAUUGGCAAAAAGCAGUGUACCAUUAUGUCCAGUUCUAUUUUGGUUUCACUUUUAGACUAGAGUAUAUCAACACUUUUAGUGUCUGCGAUGAUGUGAACAUCCUGUAAGUGAAAAUAACAUUCUCUCUUCAAAGUGGCUGCAAGAAUCUGUGUGACAUACAGAAUGUACAAUUCAGUUACUGAAUGUCCAGUUUGUACAUUUCAAUGAGUUUUCAGGAAAAACAUCAGUCAAUAAAAUCCUUUUAAUUUUCACAUAAUACUGGCACCAUA